AUGGGCUUCGGUUUGUUCUUGCGAGUCCAAAACAAUGAAGGACGAACUCAGCAUCCGAGUCAACUCAGGCUCCAAGAACCAGCGGCAGAGGCGCAAGAGGCUCUCGAAGAGGAGUCGCUUGCGAAAGUCGAGGCUGAUGUUACGAAAGAGUUAUCGCAUUCCCUAUUCGACGACCAAUUGGAGAAGGCCGUUGCAGAAGAGAUGUCGGCAUUCAAGGAAGAGUGGGAAGCGGAGCUCGACGAACUCGAGACCGAGAGCGUUCGUUUGCUCGAACAACUUGAUGGUGCUGGUAUCGAACUUUCGAGUCUGUAUAAGUUGAUCGAAAAACAAGUACCUAACGUUUGCUGCACCGAGUCAUGGAAGAAGACGACUCACUGGGUUGGAACUCAGUUGUCGCAAGACGCAAGCGACUCAGUUGCUCGGGCGGACGAGUAUCUGGAAAUCCAUCGACCCGUGAGAAGAAGGCACGGUAAGAUCUUGGAGGAGGGUGCGAGUGGUUUCUUGGGAAAGAAAAUCGAGACGUGUGCAAGUAGCGUAUCGGUAAAUGAAGAUACGGAUUCCGAUUGGGACUCGUUCAGCAAAAUGUGCUGUGAAAAGUCAACUCUGCAAGAUAUCACAUUCGGCAGCAAGCACUGGGCUUCCGUUUAUCUAGCCAGCACUCCGCAGCAAGCUGCUGAACUAGGUCUAAAAUUUGCAGGAGUCGACGAGGUGGAGGAGAUUGCUGAUGUUGACGGUGCUUCGAUCGAUCCAUUGACGGCCGAUGCUAUAGCAAACGAGACGGUUACGAGUCUGACUGAAGAGCAAAAGAGGAACUUUAGGAAGGUUAAAGAGGAAGACGAUGCAAAUGAUGAUCUCGAGGUUCGUAUUCGAACGAAACAGAGGAGAUUUAGGCCGCAUUGCAAAGAGGCGGAACUUUCCUCAAGUGUUGUGUCGGAGAAAAACCAGCUAGAUAUUAUUAGUGUGCGUGAGUUGGGGGAAAGAAAAAAGAAAAUUCGAAGAAUACUCGAUGAUGCUGAAUUAACGGAAGAAACCAAGAAAAAAAUUGCAAUCGAAAAGGAACGACAAGAGCGGCUUAAAUCUUUAGAGGCGGAAUAUUCUAUAGAAUCUCUUACACGGAAUUCCAUGGUCAAUAACGGGGUUUCUUUUGAUGGCGCCGGAAUUGAAAUGCCGGGCGAUACCGAUUCAGGCUACGUAAUAAACUUGGUGAGAGAGGAAAGUGAAGUACCUGUCAGGAUUCCUCCAAGCAUCUCAUCAAAAUUGAAACACCAUCAGAUUGCAGGGAUUCGAUUUAUGUGGGAAAAUAUAAUUCAAUCGGUGAGGAAAGUGAGGUCUGGCGAUAGUGGUCUCGGUUGCAUUCUUGCUCAUACGAUGGGGUUAGGCAAAACUUUUCAGGUCAUUGCUUUUCUGUACACUGUUAUGAGAAGUAUGGAUCUAGGAUUGAAAACUGCACUUAUCGUGACGCCUGUAAGCGUACAACAUAAUUGGCGACACGAGUUUAUGAAAUGGAAACCGUCUGAGCUUAAACCACUUCCUACCUUCAUGCUCGAAGAUGUCCCAAGGGAGAAAAGAGUUGAACUACUGACAAAGUGGAGAACUAAAGGUGGAAUCUUCUUAAUUGGUUACACGGCAUUCCGAAAUUUGUCUCUUGGAAAGUAUGUUAAGGAUCAAGAUUCCGCUAAGCAGAUCAGUGACGCACUUCAGGCUGGACCGGAUAUCCUCGUUUGCGACGAGGCUCACACGAUCAAGAACACCAAAGCCGACACAACCCAAGCACUGAAACAAGUCAAAUGCCGGAGAAGGAUUGCACUAACCGGAUCGCCUCUUCAGAACAAUCUAAUGGAGUACUAUUGCAUGGUCGACUUUGUUAGAGAAGGAUUUCUCGGAAGCAGCCACGAGUUUAGGAAUCGUUUCCAAAAUCCAAUCGAGAAUGGCCAGCACACAAAUUCUACUGCAGAAGAUGUAAAGAUAAUGAACCAAAGAUCCCAUAUUCUGUACGAGCAGUUAAAAGGGUUCGUUCAGAGGAUGGACACUAGUGUGGUUAAAAAAGAUUUACCCCCGAAAACUGUAUUCGUUAUCGCCGUAAAGCUAUGCCCUUUACAAAGGAAACUGUACAAAAGAUUUCUCGACGUUCAUCAUUUUACGAAGGACAAGGCGGCCUCCGACGAUGAAAAGAUAUUUAAAACUUCUUUCUUUGCUGCAUACCAGACGUUAGCUCGGAUAUGGAACCAUCCUGGAAUUUUGCAACUGUCGAGAGAAAACAAAAACCGAGUUAAAUACGAAGAUGUAGAAGAUUGUCUUGCAAACGACAGCUCGAGCGACGAGAAUACCGACUGCAACGUCAUCUCUGGAGAGAAGCUGGAUAAUCCUCACAGUAAAACCAAGGAUGCGCUUCCGAACGAGGAUUGGUGGAGCGAUAAUCUCGAGAAAAAUAGUUACGAGGAGGUCGAUUACAGCGGCAAGAUGGUUUUGCUACUCGAUAUACUGAGAAUGUGCUCGGAUAUCGGUGACAAGGCGCUCGUGUUUAGCCAGAGUUUAUUAACUCUUGACCUGAUUGAAUUUCAUCUCUCGAAAUCGCCCCUCUCGACAAAGGACGAAAAAUGUUGGAAAAAGGGCAAGGACUGGUACAGGUGCGUUAGACUACGUGUGCAAGUUGGAACGGAGUUUCCAAUUUCCGCCGGUUCCCGAUCUGAAAAGUUAGACGGAAAAACUGAAAGCUCGGAAAGGCAAAAACUGGUUGAGAGGUUCAAUGAACCGCUGAAUAAAAGGGUCAAGUGCGUUUUGAUAUCGACAAGGGCUGGAUCUUUGGGCAUAAAUCUUCCUUCGGCUAAUCGAGUAAUCAUAGUCGAUGGAUCUUGGAACCCGACGUAUGAUCUUCAAGCUAUAUUUAGGGUUUGGAGGUACGGACAAACGAAGCCCGUCUUUGCAUACCGAUUAAUGGCACACGCCACGAUGGAGGAGAAAAUCUAUAAGCGCCAGGUGACUAAAGAAGGCCUUUCGGCAAGGGUAGUUGAUAGGCAGCAGGUACACAGAACAAUGUCUAGAGAAGAAAUGUUGCAUUUGUUCGAAUUUGGCGACGAUGGAAAAAAUGCUGACGUAAUGCACGAGGUGCGACGAGAGCAGGUUGUGACAGAAUCGAGUACUUUGAAGCAGGAACUGCCACUUCAUCUUGGGAUUCCUUCCGACAAAUUAAUGCGGGAUUUGAUUAGCAGGCAUCAUCCCAGUUGGAUUUCAAAUUACCACGAACACGAGACACUCUUGCAAGAAAACAAAGACGAAAAGCUGUCGAAAGAAGAGCAGGACUUGGCUUGGGAAGUGUACCAGAAAACCCUCAAGUGGGAGGAGGAAGUCCAACCAGUACUCACUGCAGGAAACUGCGUACAGGAACAACAGCAGAAGAAGACUUGUUCAUCAUCGAGGCAGCCACAAAUGCUUGUCGCUAAAUAUCCGACCGAUCAAAAGCCAGUGCUUUCCAAUGUAGAACGGGCCAGGCGAAAAUGCAAUAAUCUCUCGCAUUUACUAACGUUGAGAAGUCAAGGCACAAAAACGGGAUGCAGCACAGUAUGUGGAGAAUGCGAUCAAGAAAUUAGGUGGGAGGACAUCAAGAAAUAACUAAACGUGUUAGUUUUCGAUAUAUUAAUGCUCCUACUAUUUUGUCUUUUUGCUUCAAUACUCGGGUUUUUGAGCUUCGGUUUUUUUGUUUGGUUCGGCCGAGUUUGUUAAAACCAGUCGUCUUUUGGUUUGUCGGAGGCUGUAAGAUUACUCCCACACAAGGAUUUGGCCCCAUGUAGAUUUUGAGGUGGCUAAUCCAUUUUUGUAUCUACUUAAAAACUUGUAUGUAAUAUUAAUAUAU
Molecule: messenger RNA, 3850 nt
Organism: Erythranthe guttata (spotted monkey flower)
Lineage: Eukaryota; Viridiplantae; Streptophyta; Magnoliopsida; Lamiales; Phrymaceae
Source: RefSeq, a predicted model, not a curated record